CAAUUAAACAUAUUACCAAUUUAAAUCUGCUUAAUCUAAAAAAUCAUCAAUCAUGAAAUUAUUCUUCAUUUUGGCAUUUUUGCCAGUCCUGAUGGUGGCAGCAAUCGAUUCCGCUGAACAACAAUCAGAAGAAGAAUUGACCAAUGUAUUUGAUCAAUUAAUCGAUAGCUUACAACAACAAGAUGAACAAAUCGAAAACAACGAAAUCGAUGCCGAUCGUCGUCCUCCAAUGUCCCGUUGUCCAAGACGAUUCGGUUAUUAUCCGGCAAGAAAAUGUUACCAAUUUAUUCAAUGUUCAAAUUAUCGUCCAUAUACAAUGACUUGUGCACGCGGUACACAAUGGAAUCAACGAUUAUUAACUUGCGUUCAUCAAACCAAUUGUCGUCGACCACGUGAAUUGGAGGUAUUGGAAGCAGAUGAGGAAAUCGUUGUUGAAAAACGUCCAUCCAAACCAUUCCGUUGUCCACGACGAUCUGGUUAUUAUCGUGCACGUAAUUGUUAUCAAUUUAUUCAAUGUUCAAAUUAUAUGCCAUACGUAAUGGAUUGCGCUGUCGGCACUCAAUGGGAUCAACGUAAAAAGACCUGUGUACAUCAAACCAAUUGUCAACGACCACAAAAAUUGACAGCAGCUGAUGAUGAAGAAGAUUAUGAAGUUGAACGUCGACCAGCUAAAAAAUUCCGUUGUCCACGAUCAUCCGGUUAUUAUCGUCAUCGUGAUUGUAAUCGUUUUAUUCAAUGUUCAAAUGGUCGUCCAUAUGUAAUGACCUGUGCACCAGGUACACAAUGGAGUCAACGAAUGCAAACAUGUGUUAUGCUUCGUAAUUGUCGUCCACGAAUGGCCGAUGAAUCAGAUGUAUUAUCUGAUGAAGAAUAAUUUAACACAUUUCAUUAUCCAUUCAAUAUAUAAUUGACAAAAUUCAAACAUUUUCCAAAUCUAUUUUUUUUUAAUGAAAAAAAAUGAUAAUUUUAUUUCCGAAAAUAAAUUGAAUAAAUAAAAAUUUGAAAUUUCAAAA
Molecule: messenger RNA, 1013 nt
Organism: Dermatophagoides pteronyssinus (European house dust mite)
Lineage: Eukaryota; Metazoa; Arthropoda; Arachnida; Sarcoptiformes; Pyroglyphidae
Cellular component (GO): extracellular region
Molecular function (GO): chitin binding
Source: RefSeq, a predicted model, not a curated record